Messenger RNA from Rhineura floridana, 2865 nucleotides. RefSeq names its product V-set and immunoglobulin domain-containing protein 4-like. The record is from RefSeq and is a predicted model, not a curated record. The transcript has 9 exons. NCBI's taxonomy places the organism in Eukaryota, Metazoa, Chordata, Lepidosauria, Squamata, Rhineuridae. Gene Ontology annotation, molecular function: complement component C3b binding. Bases 118 to 1380 code for a protein of 420 amino acids. Gene Ontology annotation, biological process: negative regulation of interleukin-2 production; negative regulation of macrophage activation; negative regulation of complement activation, alternative pathway.
UAAGAUCCAAGAUAAUAUAGUGAACAGAGAAAAGGAAGUUGUGUCUACUUCGCUCCUGCUCUUGAGGGAGUAGAGGAUCUAACCAGUGAAAAGCAGGAAAGUCAGACUCUGUGAGGAAUGGGACAACUUGCUUGGCUGUGGCUUCUGCCACUUGCAUCCACCAUCUCUGGAAAAGCUGUCCUGGAUCUGACGGGCACCCAGGAGACUCAGGGCACCUGGAGAGCUUCGGUCACUUUGCCAUGUGUGUACAAGCCAUCUCCCGACUUCCAGGAGCAAAGCGUCAUUUGGAGGCAGCCAGAUCAUAAUGCUCGGUCCAUCUUUCACAGGGAUAAGAGCUCUGGGGAUCAGACACUCUUGACAUCUUACAAAAACAGACUCACGGUUCCAAAACAACCCCCGGGAGAUGUCUCCCUCCAAAUCGAGGAGCUCGAAAUGACAGACAGCGGGCAAUAUACUUGUGAAGUUGCUUGGGUGGCCAAAAACAAGAGCAGGAUAAUAAAGGCAAGGACCAUCAUGCUCAGGGUCGAAAAAGUUCCAGUGACCAAGCCGGUCAUUAAGCCCAGCAGCAUGGGAUCCAUCCUGCCCAGAGGGACAAAGACCAACCUGACCUGCUUGGCCAGUGGCUCUCCACCCAUCAGAUACCGUUGGUUCAAAGAAGUGUUGGGAAGCAACGCGAAGCGUGUGGGCGAGGAAGCAGUGCUUGUGUUUGACAGGCUGCAGACAUUGGAUACAGGCAGAUACUACUGCGAAGCGGAAAACCGAGCCAGCACACAAAGCGUGGAGCAAAGUGAUUUUGUUCAGCUGAUGGUGGAAGAUUUUCCACAGUCAUCUACUUGGUGGCCUAGCAUUGAGUUCACAGCUGUAGCUGAGGCAGAAAUGACAACCACAGAAUGGAAGUUCAAAGCAAAAAGCACGGCUGGCCCCUUCAACCCCAAAAGGACCACCACUCUAAAAAAUCCAGUUUCAAAUUCAUCAUCAGCAACUCAUGAAGAGAGGGCUUCAGAAUGGCCAGGUCCUCGGCGGGCCACUCUGCCACUCUACGUCAUUAUCCUGAUUGCUGUGCUCUGUGCUGUUCUGGUCCUUGUGGUUCUAUCUGUUGUCUUUUGCAGAAGAAAGACAAAGACUGAUCUCACCUAUGAAGUAGCCUACAACAAUAAUGCCACAAACAUCACAAAUGGAGACGUCUGCCCAGCCAGCCCUGGAGGAGCCACCGGUGCAUGUGAAUGCGAGUACGAGGAACCCACCAUCCGGAUUGACAACUACACCAUCGACCCUAUGAAGGGCAAUGAAUAUGUCAUCAUGGACACCAAGACAGACAAUGAAUACGAGUCCCUCGUGAGGAAGAUGGAGUCUGAGUAUGAAGUGGUAGAUACCAAAUAAGAAGCCUGCUGUUGCCACCUCCAGCGCCGGAUGAGGAUGGAACCCCUGUGGCUGAACUUUUCAGACGCUGAUGAAGAGGACCGUGUCCUCUUUCUCUGCCCUUUCUGUGUGGGCCUGUAUUAGUGUGCUUUAUUUGAGCUGGAGGAUUGCAUUGCCCUCAACCUGGGGAGGAGCCUUAGCCGAGUGGCAGAGCUCCCGCUUUGCGUGCAAAAUAUCCCAAGUUCAACCCUGGCAUCUCCAGCAGAAAGGAUUUGGCGGCAGGGGAGAGGGAAGGCCUCUGCCUGGGCCGCUGCCAUUGGAGGAGACAUGCUGGGGUACAAGGACAAACCGUCCGACAAUACGACUUCAAAUUGUUCAUUGAAGAUAUUUCCAUCGUGUGGUCAAGAAAUCUGAAGCAAAAGCGUCUUCUACCUGCCUUGCAUAGAGAAAAGGGACCCUUCCAGCUUAGAUUCUCCAAAGGACUCUGUAGGGACAGAAACGGUGCAUGUAUCCCUAGCGCUAUUGGGAACUGCAUAUGCAAACAAGUGCUGUAUGCACCAUUCCAGAGCCCAGUCCACAGCCAUGGCUGCACCUGGACCGUGGCAGUCAGAUCCCUUGCAAUCAUGGCGCUUGCAGCCAUGCAGGUCAAUUGCCCAGGAGGACAGAGGGCUAGAGACUAGCCUGAGUCUCUCUUCCCCUUACCUGAGGAACGGCUGGUAUCCAACUGAGGCUGUGGAGGUGCAGCCACAACUCUGCAGGGGUAUGAGUGGGUUGGGGCCUCAGAGGACUGUGGGAAGGCAAGAGAGGCCAAAAUCCUGAUGUUGUUGAGCAGGGAUGGGCAACAUUUUUCCUGUUCAGAAUCAUGUUCCUCCUGGGGCAAUCUGGAGCCAAAUGCGGGUGGUGGGCAGAGGCAGAGGCGAUGAUCAGCAGAGCCAGAGACAAAAACACCAAAUUCUUUUUAUGCGAUAAAAUAGUGCCCCUUCCAAUUUGCUCUGAAACUUCAUUGAGGGAGGGGAGAAAUACUUUAAAAAGCCAGGCAAGUGAGGUGGGUAAAGAGGGGGAUGCACUGCAAGAGAUUCCUAGGAGGAGCAGAGUUGGGGUGGGGAGGCUUCUUCGGAGGGGGUCAGCCAUGCAUGCCAAAAGGGGUUUGGUUCAGUAACUCAGCGAGUCACCAAGGGUCACAAAACCAGCUUUGAUUUGCUAGUUCCCCUCAGGCACCUCGGGAGACGGCCUCUCUGCCUCACUGAUACCAUCUGUAAUGCGGAAGAUAAUCAGUCUGGCCUACCGGUGCCUGUGCUGUUUUUAUAUUUCUGUCAUUUAAAGGGGGAACUUGAGAUAUUUUAGUACUGCCUCCCCAUCUGCAAAAAGGGGCCAGUCAACCAUGUAUUUCGUAAUCCACACUUUCUUACACCUAUUUCUGCUUCAUAGGGUUGUCCCCACUCCUUGGUCUCUCCUGGCAUAAUCAGUGUCAGCAUUUACAGGUAUAAUAAACAUCCCCCCCCCACA